Molecule: messenger RNA, 2116 nt
Organism: Mycena citricolor
Lineage: Eukaryota; Fungi; Basidiomycota; Agaricomycetes; Agaricales; Mycenaceae
Source: the annotation of a GenBank genome assembly
AAGACGCCGGAGGAGAUCCGCAAACUCUUCAACAUCGUCAACGACUUCACGCCGGAGGAGGAAGCUCAGAUCAAGAAGGAGAAUGAAUGGGCUGAGGACAGGUAGAUAUGGGUCGCACGUUUUUGCUCGAAGCCGCGAAGACGAUACAGAGGAACACACUGUUUUACACCUUGUACAUGUUGAUCAACGUCUUGCACGAUAUUCAGCCUUAUCUCGCGCGACAUCAUUCGAGAUUGCAAUUGGAUCUGCUCUUCUUUGUGUAUACCAGAGUACUUAGUGCUCUGACGACGGUCCCGUCGCCGGGCUUGAGCUCGGAAGCAAUACUGGCAGCGGUGCCACUGGUGCACCUCGUUCUCGGGCAGAAAGGUCUCCUAUUAUUCAAUCCACACACAUAUCGACGUGUAUUUCCUAGUGUCGGCAGCUUCGACAUUGCCUUGGCAUUCAAGUCCUCACAGAUCACAUGAUCGCGUUGUGUCGCUUGUCCUGCCGCAAUCUUCCACUUCAGUCUCCCAGUGCCACAAUGCGAGAAUCCGCAAUCUGUCUUGUUCUGCUCCCCAGCAUAUCGUGAUAUCCGCCCGAAGCAGAACAUUCAUUGAGUGGCCGCCCGCGGAACAACGAGACCUCACUUCCCCCUCUUGCGCGCGGAUGUACUGUGUCUGAGACCGUUGGUGCUACUUAAGACUGCUGGGGACCGGGCGGAGUCUGUGUCAGCUCUCACUCUCAGCAUAUACAGCACCAUCAUGACCACCGAAGAAUAUGGCUCACUCGUGCCGGCUGUCUGCGUCAACCUGUUGUUGUACACACUCGAAUUCGUGAUGGCCUGCGUCUUCCUCUCGCGUCGGGCGAAGGAGGGCGCUGGUGCGUUCGACAAGUUCCGGACUGUCCUCACUCUGCUGCUCGAUACUGCGUGCACUUUAGCCGGUUGCGUCUUCCUCUACUUUUGGCAAGACACUCACUGGGGGGAUAACGACGAGGUGCAAGGCCGGUUCUGGAAGCUCCUCAUCGGCACUCUGGUCUUGGGCACUGCCUCGACUGCCAUCGCCCAGUCUUACCUCCUGCAAAAGUUCUGGACCAAUAUCCCGAACCAUCUCAUCGGCACGGCCCUGAUUGUCUCACUUCUGGUUGUGACACUUCUUGGGUCCGUCGCCUCCGUGGCGGUUUGCGCAUACAUGCAGUGGACCAAUGCAGAGCAACUCGUCCCGUUCAUCUGGACUGCGCUCAUCGCUAGUCUCGUCACGGCGUUCGGCAUAACGUCGAUCUCCGUUUGCCAACGCAUCGCCGUCAAGUCUGUGGCCAAGAGAAACUUCAUCGUCCGCGGCUGGAAAGCAUUUGUCAGCACUGGGAUGCCGGGUAGCAUCAUUUGCAUCCUCGCUCUGGUUGCGUGGGUUAUGGGAAAGCACACCACCUACACCAUCGCGCUCUACUUCGUUCUUGCCCGGGUGUACUCGUGCACGAUGCUCUUCACCAUGCACUAUCCACUUCCGAUCCGCAAGUCGAUGAUCCAAGAUCUGGUCAAUACGUCCGUCGCCCAAGGCACUUUGCCUCUCACCGUCAGUUCCCCUUCCCCGGAUAUCUUUCUCAAGUCCGAAAGGGGCACCCAGCCCAAGGAGGGAAACGUGCAGUCUUGGUACAACAUUGACCUGGGUGAUGGGGCGAUGCGCACCAGCCGUAGUGCACCGGAGAACAUCAAUGGUGACCAGCAGGAUGUGAACCGCAGAAAUGCAGCCGUGUAUCAGAAGCGUUGAGGUCGGUAGCGUGUCAUUCUGUUUGGGAUCGUUGGUCUUCGUCUUUUUUGUACCCCAUUGCGGAUGUUUUCGUUCUCGUCAUCCAUAACACGCACCAUAUCUGAGCCAGUUACGAGUGAGCGUCAUGAGGAUUCUCCGUUGCUUUGCUACGGCGUUUCCGAGGUACAGACACCCUCAACUAUCGGUGAUCUCAAUCGGAAUGAUCCAGUGACACGAGAGCGACAGUCUGUGCCAUCACGCUGUCUCUGUCGGUCCCAAUAUGACCCUUCAACGGGUUUCUCACAACAUCUGCACGCCUAAAAAGGCAACUAUGCCCUGAUAUAGCUUUGUCCAUAAAUAACCACUCGCCAAUUGCAGAUCGUAUCUCAUCA